AGCUGUCGUCAGACGGGGCAAAAAAAUAAAAGUCCGGAACCCGAAAUCGAAAUUGGAAACAAAACAAAAUAAAUAGAAAUUGAAAACGACAUUUUAAUUGCAAAAACGCAAAGAGAAGGCAACUUUCUGGCAAAAUGUCGGUGAAUACCGCCCAUGCCAACAAUGGAGUUCUCAUCCAUGCUGGCGAAUACAUUUUGUUGCACAGCGACAGCGUGACCAUGGAAUUCUCUGGACAGGAUAACGGUCUGUUCAAGGGCUCGAAAGCAGGGCGAAUCUACUUGACAUCGCAUCGAAUGAUUUUUAACAAUAAGAAAUCUGCAGAACCCUUGCAAUCGUUUAGUGCUCCAUUUGUUGCCCUCUCCGAUGUGGAAAUCGAGCAGCCGGUGUUUGGUGCCAACUAUAUUAAGGGCAAGGUCCGUGCUCAGCCGAAUGGCAACUUUGUGGGCGAAGUGAAAUUCAAGCUGCACUUUAAGGCUGGCGGCGCCAUUGAGUAUGGACAGGCCUUGUUGCGGGCCGCCAAGACGGCCAUGAAUAACUAUCAUCGCGGUGGUCUUGUUGGGGAUGAUCCGCCGCCAUAUCAGCCGGCUGGCUCUUGGAAUGAGGCCCCACCACCGGCCUAUCAGCCGCCGCCGGGCUACUACGGCUGGUUGCCACAACAUGAUGCAUUCAGCGGUCCGGCACCGAAUACGGUAUUCAUGAGCGACAAUCCGCCACCAUAUCCGGGCAUCACACCACCAAAUCAGCCACAGCCAGCUGCACAACCACAUCCCCAGCAGCAGCCAACUGAUCCCACUUGGUAUGGUUUUUCAGCUCCACCCCAGCAGCCGCAGCAACAGCCCGGCAUGCAGCCUGGUUAUGGACCGCCCCAGGGUUGGGCUGGUGGCUACGCUCAGCCACCACCGUACGCCUCAUGUGCGCCAGGCUGUCCGCCGGGUGGUGGUGGUGGUGCCCCACCAUACGGUGUGCCGGCUCAAACCUAUCCAGGACCGACCCCAUCGCCGGCCUACAACUAUAAUCCUCCUGGUGGUUUCAACUCCCCCGGAUUCUUGCAGCCGCAACAGCAACCAAAUGGUGUGCCGCCGUAUCAACCCCCACCAGCUGGUGGCCAGGUAGCUGGUGCAGCUGGUGGUGCCGCCGCUGCCAGUUUUAUGGGCUUCAGCUUGCCACCCGGAAAUUCCAAAGAAGCUGAGGCCGCUGCUAGUGCCUAUAAUACACCCUAUAAUCAAGGAGGACCCAGUGCACCAAAUCCCAAUGAUUUGCCACCUUCCUACCAUAAUUUACCACCCAGUUAUGAUGAUGCCUCAAAGAAACAUCAAUAGUUGGAUUUGGAUUCGAAAGCUCAUUCCCCCAUAAUAUACAAAAAUUUUCUACUGUGUUUUUUUUAUUUUUCUUCUACUAUAUAAAGAACCGAUAACUGGGGUUCGUGCAAUGUCUUGUAAAACUAUCUCAAAAAAAACUGGCGCUGAAUUUAUAUGUCACAAAACAGAAAAAAAUGAAUGUAUACUGUAUUAAACAUUAUAAUUUAUUCUCAAUUCCGAAUUAAAAACGAAUUACGAAACGGAA
Messenger RNA from Drosophila willistoni, 1563 nucleotides. RefSeq names its product WW domain-binding protein 2 (gene Wbp2). Gene Ontology annotation, biological process: positive regulation of DNA-templated transcription. The record is from RefSeq and is a predicted model, not a curated record. Gene Ontology annotation, molecular function: transcription coactivator activity; chromatin DNA binding. The coding region runs from base 135 to 1319 and encodes 394 amino acids. Gene Ontology annotation, cellular component: nucleus. The transcript is spliced from 5 exons. NCBI's taxonomy places the organism in Eukaryota, Metazoa, Arthropoda, Insecta, Diptera, Drosophilidae.